AAGAGAAGGUCCUGGAAAAGUGGCAGUCGGUCCCACCACCACCACCACCACCACUACUACCACCACCACCAUCACACCACCACCACCACCACCACCAUGAGGGAACCAGUCAUCCUUUUACUCCUUAUGGUGAUGCAAGGAGCCUAUGGAAUAUUUUGGCAUUAUCCCUUCAUGAAAAUGUUCCACCCCACGGGAUAUAACUGCAGAUAUGCUGAGCCCGGUGGAGUGAUGAUGGACCCUGAUACACAACUAGUGCCUGGACAACAUUUAACAGUGGCAUCGACAUAUGAGGUGGAAAAGCAUUAUGUUCAAUUGAGUUUCUACAUCUGUCCUGCUGAGAUACCAAAAGAAGUGAACAGGCCUUGGACAUUUGACUGUAGGAAAAGAGUCCCAGUAACCAUCAUUCAGGACAUGCACUCAGCAACACUGGACGUUAAGAUGAUGUACUACUUCAACGUAACCCUCACCACCAUCAGGAUUCCUCGCCACAUCUCAUGCAGGCGCUGUGGUCUCAUGGUGGAGGCAGUGAUGUUGCGGCACCCAACAUGCAAAGGAUCUUACAAAAUGAGGUCCUGUGCUUUCGUCAGCGUCAACAGACAUUUCCCACCAAUCUGCCCUCAAAGACCCAAUGUACAACACCUUACCACUCCAAGACCCUCAAUAACAUUCCCUCUCCCUAACAAACUACCAGGACCUUACCCUCCCCCUGCUACAAGGCCAUUCCCUUCUGAAGGAUUUGAAAGGCCAGAAGCUCCCCCUGAGAAACUCGAAAGGCCAGUACCUCCCCCAGGAUUUCCAAAGCCCUUCCCUCCCCCUGUAAGUCCUGACACCCUAUUCUCUGAAACUCCUGAGGCCGCAGGUCCUCUCUUUGCCCCUAACACCCCAGAAAACCCUUUAAGACCUGAGACCCUAUUCCCUGAAACUCAUGAGACUGCAGGUCCUCUGUUCGCCCCCAAGGCCCCAGAAAACCCUUGCCACACCCCUGACACACCUGAAAGGACUCCUACAACUACGUGUGAGACAGACAAACACAUCAUCAACUUCUACAAACCCGGAGAGGAGGAUGGUUCAAAGGCAUGCUCAGCAACACCUAGCAAUGGAGGCGUCAGGUUCACACUCAAACACUUCCCCGAGAGUCCAAAGGGAGAAAAGACCCCAUCCGCACGCCAUUACACUUCCGAGCUGAGUGACGAACUGCUACAUGAGACACACUCCGACAAUGAGGAGUCUGCUGAUGUACAUAAGGACAUGAGAUUGCUGGACCCAGGUUUCAUCCCUCAUUACCCAGACAGCACUGCAGAACGCCAAUUCCUUCCAUCACAGUUACCUACAAAGGCUGGCAAUGUAGAGUACCCAAAUUCCAACCCAAUUCCACCACCUCAUCCCUUACCCUAUAAAUCCACUCAGUCACCAGAUCAACAUGACAACCCAGGAUUUCACGCAGAGUUCAGCGAGGAGGAAGGUUAUCAUCGCAGCUACAGUAGGGACCACAGCAGCCUGGAUGAAAGCGAUGGGAUAGGCUAUAGAUCGAAUGGAUUGUCGCACUUCCAUGAUGACUAUAUGGAAGGGGAGCACCCACGAUCAGCACAGCCCUCAACAGUACCCGCUAACCCUGGUAAGAAAUAUCUGCCAUAUUUUCUAUAACGACACACCACUGACCUAACCGGCUCAAUCUUAGUGAAUGUCUGGAACUAGUAAGGCUGGAAAUACUGUGGAAAUACACCAAAAAAAUGCAAAAGACUAUCAUCAAGAAAUUAUGAAAGCUAGAAAGUGCAAUAUCUGGAACUAAACUUGAAAGAAACCUAACUUAAACUAACGUAACUUACCUGAAAAUACCCAGAACUCUCAAACAUCAGGAAUUUACGAGUCUGGAAAGCAUGAAAACUCUAUCAUGAGGAAAUUAUGAAGCCUGGAAAGUACAAUAUCUAGAAUUAAACUUGAGAGAAACCUAACCAAACCUAACCUAACUUAACUGAAAAUACCAAAUGCUCUAUCAUCAAGAAUUUAUGAGAUCUGGAAAGCAUGAAAACUCAAUCAUCGGAAAAUCAUGAAGGCUAGAAAG
This is a messenger RNA of Portunus trituberculatus (swimming crab), 2062 nucleotides long. Its product is annotated as proline-rich extensin-like protein EPR1. The record is from RefSeq and is a predicted model, not a curated record. The transcript has 6 exons. Lineage: Eukaryota; Metazoa; Arthropoda; Malacostraca; Decapoda; Portunidae. Bases 97 to 1644 code for a protein of 515 amino acids.